UCGAGAGAGGUUAGAAAAUAUUGCCGGCGAUCGCAUGGUAUACACGUUUCAGGUACAUGAAAUUUUUUAACUUAUAAUUAUAUUGGGAUAUUGUAACAAUUAAAUAAAAGCAUGGCUUUGCCAAUUUGGGCAAAGGUAGGGAUUGGAUGGUCCGUAGCUACUGCCGCAGGAAUUUACGCAUUUGUGCUGUCCAAAAAAAGUGUCAAUGCAAACAGAUAUGAGAUUAUGAAAGCCAGAAAACGUUUACGUGAUACCAAUAUUGUAGAUUAAUUUACUCCUAAGGAAUAAAAAGUUUUCAAGGGAAGAAAACAUAAAAAAUAUAAAAUUAGAAAAAAUGGCAGCCUUACCACAUCUGGACGAAGAUAAAAUGAAGUUGGUACAGGAAUUGGAAAUAGAAAUGAUGUCAGAUAUGUACAAUCGUAUGACAUCUGCAUGCCAUAGAAAGUGUAUAGCACCAAAGUACAUGGAGGCUGAGCUGGGCAAAGGAGAAUCGAUAUGUUUAGAUCGUUGUAUCGCUAAAUAUUUAGACGUUCACGAACGUAUUGGUAAAAAGCUCACACAAAUUUCAAUGCAAGAAAAUGCAAAAUUAACAGAACAACCAAAAACAAGUUAGUUGCAUUUUGAUAAGAUUUCAAACUUAUAAUGUUUUAUAAAUUAAUUUUCCCUUAGUUAUUACAGUUUACAAACUGUAAUCUAAAUUGAUAAAAAUUGUAGUACUAUUCUGUAUUCAAGUUUAUGAAUAAACUGAUCUUUGUCUUGUUAUAAAUCU
Messenger RNA from Pogonomyrmex barbatus (red harvester ant), 769 nucleotides. RefSeq names its product translocase of inner membrane 10 (gene Tim10). Gene Ontology annotation, biological process: protein insertion into mitochondrial inner membrane. Gene Ontology annotation, cellular component: mitochondrial inner membrane. NCBI's taxonomy places the organism in Eukaryota, Metazoa, Arthropoda, Insecta, Hymenoptera, Formicidae. The record is from RefSeq and is a predicted model, not a curated record.